ACUAUUUACUCUGCAGUAGUCAACAACAACUAACUUGACUAUCGAUUGAUAUACGACUGUUGAAAGCAUCGACAUCCUCCUGACUCUCAAAUAGUCAGAUUGAAUCAGGAAACCCAAACGAAUCGCCAAGAUCUUCACGGAUCGGCCACUAUCGAACCUGACAGGCGUACGACUCUUAACCGAGCUCGGAGUCGGCUUUCUCGGUUCGAGUCGUCUUCGGCAAAUUGUCGCACUAUUAGCCACGAGGACACCGGUAACCUGCUAUGUGUGCAGAUUCGACCUCCUUUUUGGGGUUGCAAGGACUUCAUGUCUUUGUUACUGGUGCUGCGGGGGGGAUUGGAGAGACGGCUGUGAGGGAGUUUUUGGAGCAAGGAUGCAAAGUGACUGCACUUGAUCUUCGUCCCCUCCAGCUCGCAGAGGCUGAUGGAGAUCAAUACGCCCGGUUCCACACCAUAACCGGCGACAUCUCAGAUGAAGAGUCCAUCCAGUCAGGCUUCGCACAAGCCACCAAGCGAUUCGGUCCUGUGAACAUCCUCGUCGCCAAUGCCGGCAUCACCGAUGAAAGCAACGAUUUCCCGAUCUGGGAUAUGCCCUUGGAAACAUGGGAGAAGACGUAUCAAGUUAAUGUUCGCGGAACGUUCCUCACCAUCAAGCACUUUCUACGCGCAGCCAAAGCCUCGCAGCAGACGCUGGGUAGGGAGUUAGAUAACCUAGCCAUUGUCGUGACGGGUAGCGAGACGGGCAAGUUCGGCCAGGAGGGUCAUGCAGAGUAUGCCUCCGGCAAGGCUGGUCUGCAGUAUGGGCUGAUCCGGGGCGUGAAGAAUGAGAUUGUGCGUUUGAAUAGCAAGGCACGUAUCAAUGCCGUCGCACCGGGAUGGGUCGAUACAUCCUUGAUCAAAGGAAGGCUUGAUGAUCCGGUGGAGAUGUGGGCUGAAGCUCAAGCCACCGUACCGUUGAAGAAAAUCGCCAAACCAGAAGAUGUGGCUCGCACCAUGGCGUUCCUGGCCUCGCACCGCGCGGCUGGACAUAUAUCAGGACAAUGUCUCAGCGUCGAUGGUGGCAUGGAGGGCCGAUUAAUCUGGAGAGAGGCUGAAGCCAAACCAACCACAGAUAAACAAACAGAAACAGCCAUCCAGUCCAUCCCCCGAUCUCUGGGAAAGCCCCAACGAAACAAGAUCCGGAUCGCAGUCUCAGUAGAUCUAGACGCAGUGUCCGGCUGGCUAGGAACAGGCCACCACUCGGACAACACACUCGCAGACUACUCUGCCGGUUUCUUCGCUGCCCAGGUCGGCGUCCCUCGACUCGUGCGCAUGCUCAAGAAGCUCAAUCUAGCCGAUCGCUGCACCUGGUUCAUCCCAGGCCACUCUGCCGAAAGCUUCCCCGAACAGGUCCGCGAAGUGGUCGACACCGGCUGUGAGAUUGGUCUACAUGGAUACGCGCAUGAGGGGGCAUACCAGCUCACCGUCGAGCAAGAACGAGACGUCCUCGUCAAAUGCAUCGACAUUGCGACCAAGCUGACAGGCAAGAAACCAGUCGGAUACAGAGGUCCCCUAUACCAAGUCCGAGAAUCAACCCUCGAUCUUCUCGAAGAAUUUGGCUUUGAAUACGAUGCCUCCCUAACCGACCACGACUGCCACCCCUUCUUCGCCCCCCGCCGACCCCCCCUAAAACCAAUCGACUUCUCCCUCCCCGCCUCAUCCUGGAUGCACCCCGUCGAACAAUCCCCCACAACCCCCGACCGACGCCCCCUCGUCUGCGUCCCCUGCAACUGGUACAUGGAAGACAUGACGCCGAUGCAGUACCUCCCACACGUGCACAAUUCACACGGGUACACGGACGUCCGGGUGAUUGAGAACCUCUGGCGCGACCGAUUCCUGUGGAUCCGUGAGAAUGAAGAGAAUCCGAUCUUUCCGGUGCUGAUGCAUCCCGAUACGAGUGGGAUGGCGCAUGUUAUUGGGAUGGUGGAGAGGUUGUUGACUUGGUUGAAGGGGUGGGGGGAUGAGGUGGAGUUUUGUCAGACGGGAGAGAUUGCGAGGUGGUGGAGGGAGGAGAAUUUGAAUAGGCUGUAGUUGGUUUAUAUAAAUAUUGGUAAUGUUAAGACUUGUAUAAGUGUAUGGACUGUCUAUGAAUGGCAUGAUGCUGUCUUUAACAGUUGGAUCAGAUUGAAGGGAGUUGUUCCAAAGCGCAUAUAUAUUUCUACGAGUUGGAUCAUACUUA
Messenger RNA from Aspergillus wentii DTO 134E9, 2217 nucleotides. Its product is annotated as SDR family oxidoreductase/polysaccharide deacetylase family protein. Gene Ontology annotation, molecular function: hydrolase activity, acting on carbon-nitrogen (but not peptide) bonds. Gene Ontology annotation, biological process: carbohydrate metabolic process. The transcript is spliced from 4 exons. NCBI's taxonomy places the organism in Eukaryota, Fungi, Ascomycota, Eurotiomycetes, Eurotiales, Aspergillaceae. The record is from RefSeq and is a predicted model, not a curated record. Bases 264 to 2069 code for a protein of 601 amino acids.